CGUCCAGUGUUGAUGGCGUAUGUGUGUGUCUCCGGGCAUGCGUGUUUGUCAUUGUCCGCAAAAUGGCUGCGCUCGUGGGCGUCCGCGCGUGCCUCUCGGCUCUGCAGUUGACCUCCCCGAGUUUACUGCACAGCUCUUAUAAACUGUGUGCAGUUCCUCUUAGCCGAAGGAAUUUCGCAGCGGAGGCAAAGAAGGUUUUCUCUCGUAGUAAACCCCAUUUGAACAUCGGGACCAUCGGUCAUGUAGAUCACGGCAAAACCACGCUGACCGCAGCCAUCACCAAAGUCCUUGCCGAGGCCGGCGGUGCUCGUUAUAAGACGUAUGAGGAUAUUGAUAAUGCUCCUGAAGAGAAGGCUCGAGGCAUCACCAUCAACGCCUCGCAUGUGGAGUACACCACUGCUAACAGACACUACGCUCACACCGACUGCCCCGGACAUGCUGACUACGUUAAGAACAUGAUCACAGGCACCUCUCAGAUGGACGGCUGUAUUCUCGUGGUGGCGGCGACCGACGGUCAGAUGCCACAGACGCGUGAGCACCUCCUGCUGGCGCGGCAGAUCGGCGUGGAGCACGUGGUGGUGUUCGUUAACAAAGCUGAUGCGGUGGAGGACAAGGAGAUGCUGGACCUGGUGGAGCUGGAGAUCAGAGAGCUGCUCACAGAGUACGGCUACGACGGAGAAAACACACCAGUUAUUAUUGGAUCGGCACUCUGUGCUCUAGAGAACAGACAGCCGGAGCUGGGUGUUGACUCCAUUAUGAAGCUGUUGGAUGUGGUAGAUAAUUAUAUUCCUUUGCCAAAGCGAGAUCUGGAUAAGCCUUUCCUGCUGCCUGUAGAGGGGGUCUAUUCUAUUCCAGGUCGAGGUACUGUGGUCACUGGGACGCUAGAGCGAGGGAUGAUCAAGAAAGGAGAUGAAUGUGAAUUUCUCGGACACAAUCGCAGCUUUAAGACCGUCAUCACUGGUAUCGAGAUGUUCCACCAAUCUCUGGAGCGGGCGGAGGCGGGUGAUAACAUGGGCGCUCUGGUGCGCGGUCUGAAGAGGGAGGAUGUCAGGAGAGGCAUGGUGAUGUGCAAACCUGGAUCCAUCCAGCCACACCAGAAGAUCAAAGCUCAGGUGUACGUCCUGAGCAAAGAGGAGGGCGGCAGGCACAAACCCUUCUGCACAAACUUCAUGCCCAUCAUGUUCUCUCACACCUGGGACAUGGCUUGUAUAGUAGAGCUGCUCCCAGGGAAGGAGAUGGUGAUGCCGGGAGAGGACGCGUCUCUGAUCCUGGCCCUCAGACAGCCCAUGGCUCUCGACAGAGGCCAGAGGUUCACUCUCAGAGACGGCAACCAAACCAUCGGCACGGGCCUGGUCACAGAAGUCCUCCCCAUGACAGACGACGACAAAUACAACUGGGGCUGAGAGAGAGACGGUGUUGAUGAAAGAGGACACUCUUUGAGACUCUUUGGACUUGAGUUCUAGAAAUGUUACUCUAGAAUUUGAAUUGUGGCCCUGUUUAUAUUGCAAAAAUAAAUCUGUUUGCUAAGGAGGAGAUAUAUGUGUCCCGAUUGAUAAUGUCUUCAUGAACCCUUAAAAAAAUGUAAGCCCACCGGUUUUCUACAUGAAGAAACAAGUAUAAUUCGAAUUAGAAAUUUGGAAUAAUUUCUGUCUAUUUCAGCACAUCAAAAUGUUUAAAUUAAAUUAUCCUUGAAGCUGUCAAUUAUUCACAAGGAGAAAAACAGUACAUUUGGGAAAGUUUUCAAAAUUUAAACUGUACUUGGCUUGUCUUUCUAUGCUUUUCAUCUGCAGACACACGCUGGGUUCUUCUGUCAUCUGUUGGUUUCCAUCUGUCUAAAAAAUGAUUUCAGUACAUCUGUAGACUCUGUCUGUUUUGCAUUUAACCACUUUUCAACAUUAUAAAAUAAUUUAAGCAGAAAAGUGUUCAGUGAUUAAGUUGCAAUAUACAUGUUUUUAAACGUGUCAGACAUAUGUCUUGACAUUGAGAUGGCAAUUUUAAUGUCCCAGUUAUUCCUAUAAAGUGUGAUGUUUAAAUCAA
Molecule: messenger RNA, 2037 nt
Organism: Carassius auratus (goldfish)
Lineage: Eukaryota; Metazoa; Chordata; Actinopteri; Cypriniformes; Cyprinidae
Gene: tufm
Product: Tu translation elongation factor, mitochondrial
Exons: 10
Coding region: 63-1403 (446 amino acids)
Biological process (GO): mitochondrial translational elongation
Cellular component (GO): mitochondrion
Molecular function (GO): translation elongation factor activity; GTPase activity; GTP binding
Source: RefSeq, a predicted model, not a curated record